Pteropus alecto (black flying fox) is the source of this 1968-nucleotide messenger RNA. It is a transcript of the gene NKD2, whose product is annotated as naked cuticle homolog 2. The record is from RefSeq and is a predicted model, not a curated record. Gene Ontology annotation, cellular component: cytoplasm. NCBI's taxonomy places the organism in Eukaryota, Metazoa, Chordata, Mammalia, Chiroptera, Pteropodidae. Gene Ontology annotation, biological process: negative regulation of Wnt signaling pathway.
AUGGCACGCCGCGCCGACGGAACGAAAGUCAGGAGAAGCAGUGAAGAUUCGCAAAGCGUGGUGAAGAUUCGACCUGCCUGCCGAGCCCAGACCUGCAUCCGAGAGGUGGCUGCAGCGACGCUUUCUCCAAGUGCGCUGCCCAGCGGGAACCCCAAGGAGGGACCUUUCCAGGACGACCUGUGUCUUCGAGGGGCCCCUGCCGGCCAGAUGAGGCAGACGCAGGAGGCACCUGGCUGCGGGCGUGAGGGCCCAGGACAGCUCGUCAGAGUGGACGGCGGAGACGGAGCAGCAAGCCGUGAGGGCCCGCGAGGCCUGGGCAAGCAGCGCCUGGACUCCGACGUGGGCGUCUGCUCUGCCUCGUGGCGGCCGGGACGGGCACACGGCGCAGCUGGCGGGAGGAGGGCGGCAAAGCUCGCACGUGCUUCAAACGUCGCAGGCUCCGGGGCGGAGGGCAGCUCCGGGAAUGCAGCCCGAAAAGGAAGCGGACACGCGACCCAGCGAGCGUCUUCGGGCUACAGAGCAGAACUUCCGUGGUCGUCCGGCCGCCAAGUCUUUCGAAAGCGGAUGCAGCCCCAGCGACAGCAGAGCCACGACACAGGCGCCUGGGACACGUCCAGCCUGCCUCACGCCAUCCACGAAGUUGCCGGCGCCUCGGGCAGCCACUCCCUCAGCAAGACCCUCCGCAUGAGGCUGACCGUGAGCCCGCCCUCCAGCAGGAGCGGGGAGGGGCCGCCCGCAGGCCAGAGCGAGGGCCCGGGCGCUCACCCAGAUGCCCCGAGGAUCCCGCUCAGAGGCAGCCCUCCCCGUCCCUGCAGCCGCUGCCCCACCCUGCGUGUUCCCGUGGCCCUCACCUCCCACGCACCAGGCCCCGGCGUUACCGUGAAUGUGUCCCCACCCCACCCCCCAGGGCAGAAUCUGUUCCCUGAAUAUGGCGCCUGCAGGGCUCAGAGGUGUCUGUUCCAUGGACCUCGAGCCGUCUGCUGCAGGACGGAGGGCGAGGUCACUGAGGGCCCUGCUGUGAACCAGAAGACGGGCCCUGGGGGUCCCGGAGGAAAUUUGCAGCCGUGGCCCUGGGGCCGUGAUGCAGACCUUGCUGUCCUGGACGCCCGCCCCUUCCGAUGCCCCUUGUGGGAGGAGGAUGCUGAUCAGAGCCCCUGCCUGCUGCACCCGACCUCUCCGAGGAACGCUGCCCCCUCGGGCAGUGGCAAGAGAGGUCGGCCCCCUGCCUGUGCCCCACGCGGGGGUCCAGCACUGACUCCCACCCCUGCGCCGGACGAAAACACCGAGCAGAGAAACCACUAGCUGGACCUGGCCAAGACUGAGAACUACACGUCUGAGUUCGGACCUGCCGCCCGGACCAAGGCCCCUGGUGUGGCCCCCCUCGGAGCACGGGCCGGGCCCACAGGUUCCGGGCCCCUGGGACCCCGAGCUGCAGCGCCACGUCCAGGUGUGUGGGGGGAGGUGCCAGGUGAGGCGAGAUGUCCGGGCCCUGCAGAGGACCUCACCAUGUGCCCGUCAGCAGGGUCCCCGCUGGCUCGGCCAAGCCCUCGCACCCCCGAGCAGCCAGACGCUCGCAUGGUGCACAGCCACAGGUCCCGGGGGCUGGCUGACCACGCCCUGCUGGACAGCAGCUCUGGCUGCAGGGGCAGGAAGGGCAGCUCCUCAGGUCCCCAGAGGGCUUGGGCAGGCCGCCUGGGGGGCCCGGGAGAGCCUGCUGCCACUUCCCGCCGGCCGCCCGCCCCCGCACCCCAGGACAGUCACCACCUCCUGCAGCCCCUGCCCCCCUGCCGCAGCCCGACCACCGGCAGUACCAACGGAAGGGCUGGGGAGGCCACUUGCCACUCAAGGCCACGUGCGGGCCAGCCCUCGGUGGUGGAGCCCGAGGUGGCACGGGACCCGCCGGCUGUGCGGGUGGCGGAGGGCUACGCAGUGCCUGUGGUCCAGCACCGCCGCCACCACCCGCCCUAG